ACCAGGUCAGGCAACAUCUACCGUGAACGAAAAAAUGAAUCACCUUGAGAAUUAGUUUUGAUACAAACUGGAAAAGCUGGUUAUCUAAAACUGUCAUAUUGUGUCUUUCAAUAUUACUCUUUGUUCUCAGGACCCGCCCGGAUCUCUACCUCUUAAACUUAUCUUUGAUACACAGUUUUCCAAGCCCUGAAAAGCCUUCGACCUAAAACAACUGCUUUUGCCUUGGGCAAAUUGAAUUAUGCAGCCCGAUGUUAAUACUGCGAACGCGUACUAAUGAAAAUAUCACUGCGGUGCGGUGACGGACUGACUGGUGCUUUCGCUCCGCGUGGAGUUCCCUUGGCAUGCUCUGUGUGAGAUCGGUCCCUCCUCCUGGCGUGGCAGUUGACAAGAGCCGGGGAGAUCCGGAAGUGCGGCUCAUGGAAAGAAAGUCCGAGCCGGCACACGUGAAAGUGAGAGGCCGAGGUGCUGCUGAGUACGGGCAGCGACAAGGAGCCGCAUCGUAUCCGGACCAUGCCCAGAGCAGGGAAGCAGGAGCCCUCGCAGUCCUGACGCUCCGCGCUGAACAGGGACACGACAAUGAGCUCGGUUCUUUAGCCGAAGACAGCUCCCUGUUUUUCCCCCGUGACGCGAGGUGAUGGCCAUCACACACGCUGCGGUGGAGUACGUCUUCUCGGACUUUCUCCUCAAGGAGCCGGCCGACUCCAGACUGAAAGCGGUGAGGCUGGAGCUGGCCGUGGACAAGCUGGUGACGCUGGUCUCGGCCGGCCUGCCUCUGCUGCUGAUCUCCCUGGCCUUCGCGCAAGAGAUCUCCAUAGGUACCCAAAUCAGUUGCUUCUCUCCAAGUUCAUUCUCUUGGCGACAAGCAGCUUAUGUUGAUGCUUAUUGCUGGGCCUCACUGCAUCGGCCUUCCCAUAAGAAUGAUUCGGAGCAUUUACCACUGUGGCUUCAUAAGGUUUUUCCAUAUAUACUCCUGCUGGUGGCUAUUCUCAUGUAUGUUCCAGCCUUGUUCUGGAGGUUUACUGCGGCACCUCAGCUGUAUGGUGACUUGACCUUUAUCAUAGAGGAGCUUGACAAGGCCUACAACCGUGGAAUCAGGUUAGCACAGCACAUUGUCCACACCAGUGGAUCAGACACCCUCAGCUACUUUGAAUCCUUUGGAGAACAAAGUGGUUCCAAGGAGAAGAGAGAGAACUUUUUUCAGUUUCCAGUUGUGGAGCGUUAUUUGAAAUCGAAAGAAGAUUCCUGCAGCAUGUUGAUGAUGUACCUUAUACGCAAAGGCCUCGCUCUCACUUUUCUUGUCUUUACUUGUAUCUACUUGGGAUAUUACAUCUCUCUGACCUUCCUUACGGAUGAAUUCAAAUGUUCAAUCAAAACAGGCAUUUUGGGAAAUGAAACAAGUGUACCAGAAUUUUUUCAGUGUAAGCUUAUUUCAGUUGGAAUAUUUCAACUUCUGAGUAUUGUUAACAUUGCUGUGUAUAUCAUUCUCAUUCCAGUUACAAUGUACAGUAUGUCUUUUCCUCUAAGAAACAACCUCACUUUUCUUAAGGUCUACGAACUUCUACCACAGUUUGAGGUGAUCAUGGUUACUAAAAGUUGUUGGAAUGACUUAAACCUCUACCUUCUAUUUUUGGAAGAAAACAUUAGUGAAGUGAAAUCUCAUAAGUGUCUUAAAGUAUUGGAACUCAUAAAAACGAAGGAAUUGCUGGAGACUCCAUCAGUGAUGGAUGCAAUGUUGCGUUUAAUAGCCCUGGGACAAGUCAAGUCAGAUAUGAUAGAUGGCUUGAUCAAAACCAAGAAAGCUGAGCGGAAAUCGGAGUCUGAUGCAGAUCUGAAUGCAACACAACUGAAAGUUAUUACCAAGCCGGAUUCUAUGGAUGAUGGCACCAGAUCUGCUGAUGAAGAAAGGGAUGAGCUCUCGGCUGUAAGGCAAAGACUUCUGGAAUCUCAGACCUACAGUUCAAAUUGUUAAGAUGUAUGGGAUUUGACUGUGUUUAUUCUUUUGCAAAAAAACAUACUCACCUCAUUUGUUUGUGACAGUAUUAGCAAACUGAGUAUUUAUUGGAGGGUUAAUAUGCUGUAAUUUCAUUCUAUUAUUUCUUAAUUUAAUUGUUUACCUGGGAGUGUGUUCAUUCUCAAAAUAGAUGUUUUGUUGUUUUUGUAUUUCUGACAUUUUUAUAAGUAUGUAAUGUCAGUGUUACAGUAAGAAUAUUGAGGAAGCUGAAAAGAGAAAGCACAUUGCCACAAACUGGUUCAAGUUUGCCAGGAAAUCGAGAACUUAAUUCACGCAAUGUAACAUUUAAAAACGUUUUGAUUUUUUAAAAGUUUACUGACAUGAAUGAAAUUAUGUCAUCUCUAAUUUCUGAGAAUACUUGAUAGAUGGUGAGCUUUUGGUUUAGAAGUAGAGCACUUACCACAAGUAAAGGAGAACAAUUGAAUAUUACUAGAAGAUGAAACCAUAUGGAAUUUGAACUCUUUUGUUGUAAAUGGCUAAAGGAUCUCUCCCAUAAAACAUUUAAGUUGUGAUCUUCCUAGGAAAGGCAACAAUAAAGGAACUACAUUGUUAAUAAUGUAGAAAAACAAACUUUAUAAGCCAAAUAUAACUUGCAUACUGGGAGAAUUUUGACAACAUAUCUCUCAGUUACAGGGAUAUUUGAAAACUUACAUGUCUAGACAUGAAGUAAAACUUUAUUGUAACACUGCAAGAUCUAUACAAAUUCAUACAGUUCAUUUGCCACUUUUCCUGAACAAAUAAUUGUUAUUUUUGAAAUUUCACAUGCGCACAUUCCCCAGAAUUUUAUUCCCACUCUAAUGUUUGCUCGACUAUGAUUCAUUUAUUGAUUAUUGUGAAUAACAGGAAAAUAUCUGACGGUUACUACAGAAUGAAACACCGUCUUGUCAGUAAAUUCUGGUUGGAUUGGAAUUUCCCCAUGGAUAUUUUUUCCAUGAAAUUUCUAUUUCAUAUAAUGUCUUUUUUUUUGUGGAUAAGGUUUAUAAUCAGUGUUUGGAGCCAAUUGAAUAAUUUACAAAGUAGCUGGCUAAAUAGGGCCUUUCCCACUGACAGACUUGCACAGAUUGAGAUAAUAAAAAACUUUUUAAAAAUGCUCAAUUAAUUUAGGAAAUCAGCAUUUGAAGAAAGGUUGUUCUGAAAUUUUAGGGCCAUUAUACACCACAGAUCUGUUUCACCAGUGUUCCUGUCUUUUAUAAAUACAGAUUUGCAGUUUUUUCCUUUAUUUUUCAAACAUUAGGGAUUAUUAUAGUGAAUUUUCAUGAUACUUACUGCAGAAUUGAGGAAAAAUGUGCCAGUGGUUUUCUAUUAAAAUCAUUUCAAAUUCUGCCAGCAUAUUUUCUAGCUUUGUAUUUAUUCAUUUCCAUAAGAUUGUGACUUCCAAUUGUAACAACGCCUCACAUGACAAAACACGCACAGUUUCUCUAAUUUAUUGUUUAAUUCCGAAGCAAAUAUAGGCAUUUUAACUAUUUAAAAAUGCACCAAUCUGCUUAAAGCAAAUAUACCCAAAUUCUUAUUUUGCAACAACAUUAGUGUUCUAUUCAGCCUGUCAUUUCUGUUUUCUUGUACAAAUAAACCACGGCUUGGCUGUACCACUUUUCACUUCCCUGCCUUUAUUGCAUAUAUUUUUAUUCCUACACAUGGGCCAAAUUUUUGAGGUGGGUGAAAGGUAGAAAUUCCCCACUUCCCUUUCACUUAUUGAAAAUUAGUUCCUGAUUUCACUUGCAACUAAAAUUUGUGGUGCAGUUGGGUCCUAUACCCAAAGUGUUCUGUAGAAAUGUCUGGCUCUGCUACUGCAUUCCUGGUACCGUGGAUGUGGGACUACAAUAAUAAAGAUAAUCUGUUACUCUAACUCGUCGGACCAUCAGCAUUUGAGGAGCUAGCAAUUCAGGGACUUUUUUUUUUGGGAGUUAUCAUAUUCCGUUUGAUCAAUAGGUGAAUUACAGAUUUUGCAGCACUAGAUGAGAUUUGGUGGUCCAUUUUCUUGGGAGAGAAAGCCUGGAGUGUGAAGAGCUAAUGUGAUGAGAAAACAGUUUAUUCAUUUAAUUUGUCUUGCAAAGGCAGUGAAGGGAACACUGGUGGCUUCUGCCCAUGGAAAGGUGCAAGCAUGCCUGGUCCACAAUAUGCAUCCUUCAUGGGAGACCAAGGUGAAUUCCUAAUGGUGCUUGGUUGAGGGAUUUCAGUGAAGAGACUCCUGAAUCUUACAAAUCAUGCCUGGAUCAUUUCUUACAUUAGAAUAGUAAUGACCUUUAACCCUCCUCUUCCCUCAUUAUUUAACCCAACUCUUCACUCCCCCAUGCCAGAAAAUGUUGGUUGUUUUCCAACCUGAUGGCAUGAAUAUCGAUUUCUCCUUUUGGUAAAACAUUUCCCCUCCCCUUCCUUUAUUCCCCACUCUGAUCUUUUACCUCUUCUCACCUAUCUAUUGCAUCCCCCUAACCCCCCCCUUCCCUUUCACCUAUUGUCCACUCUCCUUUCCUAUCAGAUUCCUCCUUCUGCAGCCCUUGACUUUUCCCACCCCUGGCUUCACCUAUCACCUUACAGCUAUCCACUUCCCCUGCCCCCCCCCCCUUUAUUCUGGCAUCUUCCCCCUUCUCAGUCCUGAAGAAGGGUGUCGGCCCAAAAUGUCGACUGCUUAUUCGUUUCCAUAGACGCUGCCUGACCUGCCGAGUUCCUCCAGCAUUUUGUGUGUGCUGCUGCGAUAAACAUUUGUACGUUGUAAUUAAUUUCAAUUGAAUAAAUAGUGAAUGUAGUUUGCUGUGGAGCACUUCUGCUGUAAUAGUUAAUUCUGUUUUGCAAUCAAAAUUGAUAAAAUUAUUGUAAUGUUCUUGUGUCAGACUUUUACAACAUGUGAUGAUAUUUUGGAAGAAUAUUGCUCAUAUUGCAGUGUGGGAUCAUUUAGUUUUCCCAGGCCUUUUUGUUUUUUCAGUGUACAUUUCAUCCUGCUUGGCUGAAGUCUGCUGCUACAAGUAAGAUGUAGUAAUUUACGUGCCAGCAUCACAAACGCACAUUUUUGAACAUAUUCUAAUAAUCGGCACAAGAACUCUGUUUAUGCAAAUAAUUUUGAUGAAUAUGAAUUUUACAUUUUUUGUUCAUUGUAUAUGUCCUACAGGAGGUCAGUACAAUUUUUUUUUAACAUUCUCAAAAAAUGCACCACUGAUGCUUUUUUAUGGAUUUGUCUGUUGUACCAUGACACAAAUUAAAUACAAUUAUCUGUGUUGGUUAAUGUAGACCUCUGGCAGUGAAUUUGUGACUGUCUGGUAAUAUCCCUGGGGCUGUGCAUUUGUGUGAUGAUCUCAUUAGAUUCAUCUAUACCUCUGCCAGUAAUUAGCAUGCGUAAUCAUAGUUGUUUCCGAUAAUGAUCAAGCUUGUGGGGUUUUAGGGCAACUGGCCCAUUAUGCACACUCAGCCUUUCAAAUGAUGGGUAGAAUCACAUCACAAGUAUUUUGUAAUUUUUAUAGACCAUCUCAACUGAAAUCAGGUUUUUAAAAAUAUUGCUGGACUUUGAAUUAUUAAGUAAAAUGAUUACAUUUAAAACCUUUUAUUUCCAGUAGGUGUUAUAACCUUUUUUGAAAAUAUAUGUCCAUUACAACCAGCACUACAAGGGCAAUGUGUUGGCCAUCUGUAUACUAAAGUACAAAGUGAAUGAUUUUAAACUUCAGGUGAUUGAAUCACAGUAAAUUUUUUACAGUGGAACUGCUAACACAACAAUGAAUCUUGAAAACUUGCAUUGUAUAACAGUGUUAAUUAUUAAAAUUGUCAUUCAUUUGGUGUUUUACUUUUUGUGGUAAGUGGGAUUUUCACAUUCAUCAUUGCCUUCUGAUGUAAAUCUGGGCAGGAGAAUUUCAUACAAUGGCAUGCAAAAGUUUGGGUACCUCUGGACAU
Mobula hypostoma (lesser devil ray) is the source of this 5887-nucleotide messenger RNA. It is a transcript of the gene panx1a, whose product is annotated as pannexin 1a. The transcript is spliced from 5 exons. Gene Ontology annotation, cellular component: plasma membrane. The record is from RefSeq and is a predicted model, not a curated record. Gene Ontology annotation, molecular function: wide pore channel activity. Gene Ontology annotation, biological process: monoatomic cation transport; cell-cell signaling; positive regulation of interleukin-1 production. NCBI's taxonomy places the organism in Eukaryota, Metazoa, Chordata, Chondrichthyes, Myliobatiformes, Myliobatidae. Bases 635 to 1969 code for a protein of 444 amino acids.